CAUGUUACCAGCAAUCAUAAGCCAACCAUCCCUUACUCACUGCCUGGUUGUCUCCCCUCAUCUUCCCUUAGAUUCACAUUCCAUGAGCCCUUCUUUUGUCUUGACCUCCCCAUAAGAGCACAAGAACAAGCCACAAGACAUAGACGAUGGAAUCUUUUGAGGCAUAGGGACAGAACAGACAGAUCUCCUCUUCUGUCACAUUUUGACCAAGACUAGAUCACCAUCAUCUCAUGCACUGAGCAGCUAUAUAAGCAGGAGGGCUUUGACAUAGCACAAAGCAUAGACAUGCAGAUCCUCCGGUGGCUGUUCAAGGUAUCACAAGAGCAAGCAAAAGGGAACUCUUGCAGUUCGACAGAUAGUAAGAAUACACUCUCAGAUCAAAAAGCUGGUCAAGGGAAAAAUAUAGCUCUGUUCGAGAAGUCCCGGAGACCAAGAGGGAAAGAGAAGGCCAAACCGGGCCACUCAAAGUUCGCUCCGUUUGCCAUAUUAUGCAGAAAAGAUGUUGCUAAGGCUUGCUUCUAUAGCACCAUCAACUUGAGGAGACUCGGCAGCGUACACCGGAGACAAAAUCCAAUCCACACAAAAAGAAUGAAGAAAGAAGAUAUCGCGAGAGGGCUCAGCAUUAUCAGCCAAAAGGCAGAUUCCGGCGCUGCUCACGGUGGGAACAAGGUUUUGCCAGUCAGCGACACGGCAUUAGCCUCUUCAGCAACUACUGCAAAUGACCAAUCCGGCACUUCUGAGAAGAAGGAGAAGGUUAAGGGUGAUAAGGCGAAGGCCAUCUCAAGAAUGAAGGAACUCUUGAGAUGGGCAGCCACUUCAAAAGCCGAGAAGGGCGGAAAGUUCAUCAGUCGAAAGCUAUUACAGUUCCGGCAACGAGGAGCCCUCAAGGCGAUACCAGAUGAUGACCAAUUCAGCAACGAAUCUCCGAAGAUCAGUUUCAGAUGGGACGUGGACAGCUGCUCUACCAUUUCCACAUCUUACUCGGCCAUUUCUCUAGCUUCAGCGAGGAUCGAUCCAAUUGCUAGCCGAUUAUCGGCGGAUUCAAUUCCACCACACAUAACAGAUCAGUGCCUUCCAAGAAAAGGGAACUGGAUCACCACAGACUCAGAGUUCGUGGUGCUAGAGCUGUGAAAUGCCGGGACGAGAAGAGGCUCCAUCUAUUCACGGGAAAAUCAGCUCGCUUCUGAUGCGAAACGGGACUUCCGCUCGCUGCUGGUCGCACAGAAAUGUUAGAGCCUAUUCGUUGCUCAGAUGGACAGAUCGGAAAAGUGAAUGUACCCCGCAUAAAUUAACUCUUUUUGUAAUGGAUCAAUCGAAUAGGUUUCGGAUCAGUGUGUACAUAAUGAAGAUUCAAAUCGCGAUAAGCUAAUAUAGUCACCACAAGAUCCACGAUCUAGAA
Molecule: messenger RNA, 1399 nt
Organism: Syzygium oleosum
Lineage: Eukaryota; Viridiplantae; Streptophyta; Magnoliopsida; Myrtales; Myrtaceae
Exons: 5
Coding region: 286-1131 (281 amino acids)
Source: RefSeq, a predicted model, not a curated record